Actinia tenebrosa (Australian red waratah sea anemone) is the source of this 4106-nucleotide messenger RNA. Its product is annotated as DNA-binding protein RFX6. Gene Ontology annotation, molecular function: DNA-binding transcription factor activity, RNA polymerase II-specific; RNA polymerase II cis-regulatory region sequence-specific DNA binding. Gene Ontology annotation, biological process: regulation of transcription by RNA polymerase II. Lineage: Eukaryota; Metazoa; Cnidaria; Anthozoa; Actiniaria; Actiniidae. The record is from RefSeq and is a predicted model, not a curated record.
AACCAUACCAGUAUGAUACGAAAAGUUAUCUUUGUUUUGUAUCAGUAUCUUUAGAUGGUUAAGUUUUCUGUUUAUUUAGGGUUGUGUCCACAUCUUCUCCAYUGAUCUGGAUGGAAGAGCCGACUUAUAGAUGAGGUUUUAAAUUUCUCCAGGCAUCGAAAGCCCUUCGUUGUUGAACUACAUGAAGCUUGUCAGACAGGAUUUCGACUUACCUUGCGAAAUCUCUGUGAAGGUAUUCAGUUGUGACCCUCGGACGCCAGUAUAGGGAUUUAGGACGAUCCCUUGUCGCAAGGGUACAUAGAGUAGACGGAUUUGCAAUAAUAUGCCCAGCACACGAAACCGUGGAAGAAACAGUGAGCUACUCUCGGCUAAACUCAUAGAAGUUGGUCUUCUAAAAAGACGAGACUACAGUGGUGUCAGUGUUUGCCGUAGUACCAAGAACAAGAUCAAGAAAUCUAGCCCUUCUAAGAAAGUAAAGCAGGAAAAUGAAGACGAAAACAUCAUAKUCGCUGAAAGAGAGAUGAAAGAAGCGAAGACAAGGGUUCUUCCCAUCAAUGGAGUUCUCUCAAAAUCCAAGAAAGAGCAACUAACUCUAACACUCGAAUGGUUAGAAGAGAACUAUGUCAUGUGUGAAGGAGUCUGUCUUCCUCGUUGUAUCCUGUACGCCCAUUACUUAGACUUCUGCAGAAAAAAUCAAAUAGAAGCGGCUUGUGCAGCUACGUUUGGAAAGACAAUUCGGCAAAAGUUUCCACAACUUACGACGAGAAGGUUGGGCACUAGAGGACAUUCAAAAUAUCAUUACUAUGGGAUUGGAAUUAAGGAAUCGUCGGCUUAUUACCAUUCGGUGUAUUCAGGAAAAGGUCUCACACGGUUCUCAGGUUCAAAAACGACAAACGAGGGAUCGUUUGCAACUCGAAAGUACUCCCUCAGCUCCAAAACUGGAACACUUUUACCCGACUUCCCCAACCCUUUGUUGCUUGAGCUCCCCGAAGACAUUUCUUUAGAUAAGGUCCAAACGUUUGUCGUUAUGUACAAGACCCACUGUCAGUGCAUACUGGAUACUGCAAUUAAUGCAAACUUUGAUGAGAUAAAAAAUUUCCUUCUUCACUUCUGGCAAGGAAUGCCUGACCAUCUUCUACCGCUGAUGGAGACAGAGGUUGUCUCUGAUGUUAUCUGUGUUUGUGAUUCUAUUCUUUAUAAGGUCUUAAUGGAUGUCCUUCUCCCAUCAUCGAUGCAAGAUGUCCUUGAAGGUCUGCUGGCAGACAUCAGGAAUUUUGCGCGCCAUCUGGAAAGCUGGGUAAUCAUGGCAACGGAACAACUCCCUGAGUACAUCAAAGUUGGAAAGAUACAAAUCGUUAGAAGAUUUGCUCAAUCCAUACGAAGACAAACAUCAUUCCUACAUCUUUCACAGACGGCACGACCAGUAUUGUCUAGCCCAGAGGUUGUUCAGCAAAUGGUUUACGAUCUUGAGAAAGUAGAUAAUGGAACAAUAAGUGCGACAGGAUUGUACGGCAAAAGCGAGGCAGAAGAAGACGAAAGCUUCGACAAAGAAUUCAUGGAAAGGUUCAAAGAACUGCUUAAUAAUCAGGCGUCUGUCGAGGCCUAUGUAGAAUGGCUGGACAGCAUUGUUGAAUAUAAAGUCAUCCAGCCUUGUAUCGAGAAUGGAACAGAAUUCAAGAACAGAGCGCAGGAUUUUCUUCUUCGAUGGUCGUUUCUUGGCGCGCGUUUAAUGCACAACCUGACGUUGAACGCGUCUUCGUGCUUUGGUUCGUUUCAUCUUAUUCGAAUGUUGAUGGAUGAGUACGUGCUACUCGUGAUUGAAACGAGGUUCUACGAUGAGAUGGAAGAAAAACUGCAAGAAYUGCUAGAUAGACAUUUAAAAAUGGGAGAAGGCAUUGACAAAGACAAUUCUCCUCUACGGGUGCAGACAGUCGUCACGCGCACGAAGUUCACGGUACCUGACGUGACAAACGGUGACAUCAUUCGUUCUUCUAAGCGUGACAAGGACAUCGAAUCAGAAGCCAAGAGCUCGAAAAGAUACAAGCGAACGAAGUCACGCGAGGAUCAUCCUCGCACAAAAUCAAGACCCAAAAGACUGUCACGUCCCUAUUCACCUCAUUAUAGAGAUGGCGGUUCCAAUGGAUUUAUCGGCCUGCCCCCAACGCCAAUGGAAAAUACUGGCUUUGCAAUCCCUUCACCAAGAGAGAUGUACUAUUCUGGUCAGAAUGUAUUUUCAUCGGCGCCUGUGUUAACACCACCAGUUUCUCCAGCGGUCUCUUCUCCAAUGCCAAGAGGUCAGCUGCAUGGUAACGGACAGGCCCUAGUGACAUACACGGCCUUCUCAACUGGAAAACGAUCGUGCGCAUACGAGAAUAGUGAACCCGACCCYUCCCCUGAAUUGAUCGAUAAGCUUGUGUCUCAGCAUUUUCAGAGCUGUGGGCUUGGUGGAUAUGUGAAUCCAAGGCAGAUGAYACCUGUUAGUAACAACAACAACUAUAUGCCUCCCAGACAGCUUUAUUCAAACGGGCAAGUCGUACAUCAACGCAACGACCAUAACAACAACUACGGCCGCAUGAUGACGCAUGCGUACUACAUGCAAACCACUGGUGGCAACCAGCCACGUGACCCUGUGGUCACUACUGCGCAUGUGUCAAUGAUGUCCUGUAACAACAGUGGAGGAUACGUAGAGGCUGGUCACAUGAUGAUGGAGGAAGAUCACGCGAACAUGAUGAGCCAUGAUCAAGAGGAGUACAUCGAUAUCGCAGUAAACAAGCUCUUUAAUGGCGAAUGCGAACUCGAAAAAGUUGAUUGUGGUGAUGAGCACGAAGCGUUGCCUGCCAUUAAUUCACUUUUGAUGACCGAAGCAGCCAUGGUAUAGAGUGCGGAUGUGAAGAGAUUAUAUAUAGAGCAGGCUUUAUUUUCAUUAUCUGUGCCUUCAUUACUUUUGGUUAGUGACAAGAAGCUAGUAGUAUAGUUGCUGGCCAAAGAGGAGAAUGAUAAACUGAUUUUUAAAAUGGUUGGCAAAGACAGCGUGUCGCACAUUUCUUAAACGACUUCGUGUGGUACAAUUUUAGGUCAUUCUUUCUUAUACGUGCGCCUUUCUUAAUGAAUGCCGUUCAUUCGUUCUGCCUUAGUUUAGUCAGUCAUUAUGYUAUAUUUUAUUGACUUUAGGCCAGACGUUCCUUAUAUUUACAAGUGCGCACAUAAGUCGCUCGCCCUUUUUUUUAAAGAAAAAAUAUAUAUUUUGGCGGGAAAAAGCGCGCGCUGCGCGAAGUUUUCGCUUCGUACAAAUCGUAGAAAUCGCUUUCCCAUAUAAAAAAUAUUUUUUAAAGAAUAUGAUUAGAUUUAUAAUUAUGCAAAUAUCAACUUGGUAUGUGAACAAGUAAUUAAUUACCCAGUCGAACAAAUUCGCUUGAAAUCAAGAAAAUCAACAAAAAAGAAAAAAGACAAAGAAAAAAAUCGGCCGAUUCCUUGUAAAUCAAAAUAAUCGCAAAUAUUYUUGUACAGAGUAUAAAUAAAUAUAUAUUUUUAGGUAAACCAGAGAACAAACUUUAUAUUUUUCAAGAUAAUAUGUAGUCAUGUAAUGAAAUGACAGAACAUAGAGUGGUUUCUAUAAAUAUUAGUAACUGCAAGUUUUGCCACAUUAAAGAAAUUCCAGAAUACCAGUGAAGGAGUUCGGGUUUCUGGAACUGGCUUGAUGCAUUCAAGAUUUUGGAUUCUAUUCUUGGAGUCUACAUUCCGUAAACCAAAUUCCUUUAAAWAUAAGAUUUUAGUUUUAUUGUUUAGGAAAUCUGUGUUUCCUUUUACACAGGGCAAAAUGACUUUAACCAAAUAAUGGCAAAAGUGAGGAACAAUGGGUUCGAGAGCAUCUUACAAUAGUCUAGCAACUGCGCAGGCGCGUUUAUAGUAACUACUUUAUUAUUAUUAUUAUCAUUAUUAUUAUUAUUAUUAUUACGAGAUGAUUUAUUAAAUAUAUCAUUAGAUGAUUAGUAAUAGUUUAAUAAUAGCUAAUAGUUUUACAUAUAUUGUCAUGUAUUUACAUGUUGGUUUUAUAUAUUAUUAGUUUAUAUGUAAAAUGCAAAMAUAAAAUUGCCAAAUAACGAAAA